Molecule: messenger RNA, 3767 nt
Organism: Stegastes partitus (bicolor damselfish)
Lineage: Eukaryota; Metazoa; Chordata; Actinopteri; Pomacentridae
Product: zinc finger protein 770-like
Exons: 2
Coding region: 133-3408 (1091 amino acids)
Biological process (GO): regulation of transcription by RNA polymerase II
Cellular component (GO): nucleus
Molecular function (GO): DNA-binding transcription activator activity, RNA polymerase II-specific; K63-linked polyubiquitin modification-dependent protein binding; RNA polymerase II cis-regulatory region sequence-specific DNA binding
Source: RefSeq, a predicted model, not a curated record
AUAGCUUGUUUCACCGUUAGCAAGAAAGCUAACAGGCUACUCACAUUGUUAAUUAUGAAUAUAUUGGACUUUACUGGUCGUAUUUACAGUGGAGCCAGAGACUCAUCAGGAGCCUAAAGUGGUGACUUCAACAUGCAUCAGUGUCCUGUGUGUUCAAAGUGUUUUUUGACGCCGUACAAACUUAAGCGACAUCAUGUCAUCCACACCGGUCAGAAGCCCUUCAUCUGUAGACUCUGUUUGAAAGCCUUCACACAGUCUGCACAUUUAAAGACCCACUUACAGAAUGUCCACCACUCAGGGCUUCCAACAGACUGUCUGCAGGAUGGCAGUUUAUCCAAUAACCAACAACCAACCUGUGAUCAACCAGCGGCAGAGAUCAACACCCACGGCAAGAGUAACUAUGGCACAGGAACGUCAGCUGGACCGUCCUCUGGGGCCUCCACGUGGACAGGAGAGGUUCCAGAUGAUGCGUUUGUUCUUCCUCCUUCUAAGAGUGGAAACGUACCGAUAAAUGUACCACAUGUAAGUGGUGAUGGUCUGGAAACUCUGAGCAGUAUCUCUAACUCUUCGGUACCUCAGGAGCAAGUUGAUUCUUCAAGCUCGGACUCCUCUGAUAACAAAGCUCUUGAUGGAUAUACCUGCAAAGUCUGCUUGGAGUCAUUUCCUUCAUCUCGUCAGCUGUCGAUUCACUCACCAAUUCAUAACACACCGAAGCGAUUUGAGAGGAGCAGAGAGUUGCUGCAGACUUGUUCUAAAAAGUUAAGAGUAAACCUACGGUCACAAGAGCUGAUCUCCAGUAAAAGCAAAAUAACUUUGAAACAUCAGUGUCCUAAAUGUCUCAAAGUGUUCUGCUCACCCUCCAAGUUAAGAAGACAUUUUCUUAUUCAUACUGGACAGAAGCCCUACUCAUGUGCAGUCUGCAGGAGAGCCUACAGGCAGAAGGUACACCUGAAAUCCCAUUUACGUAUGUCAAGUAAAUGCUCACUGUCUGCUGGUAUUGCGAGGAAAAACCUGAUUAAUGGAACUCAAACCUCAGACCAUCCCACACCUGUGAAUUCCUCGAUGGAGCUGGAGCUACAGUGUAAAAUAAGUGUAAACGCUGCACAGGACUUGAGCACGACUGAAAUCACGUCACAUUCAGUUGAAGAACCAGAACAGCCGUUAAAUUCAAAUUUUUGUAUUAAGUUGACAGAACAAGAGCAGCAAUUCAUGACACACAAAAGCCUGAAACCGUUCCAGUGUUCAGUUUGUAGCAGAUCGUUUCGGUUGGAAGUUAAUUUAGUACGACAUCACAAAAUUCAUAGAAAGCAAAAAGAGUUAUCCAGUCCUACCCCUGUGCAAAACAGGGACACUCUGAACAUGUCCAGUUUGGAAGCAAUCAAACAUUUACCUGGGUCUGCAUUACCUGAUGCAGACCCAGUUGCCCUGAAUGUCAACGUUAAAGCAGAAAGACAGAGUCAGAUUUUCACUGAUCAUAGUGGCUCUUUUCUUCAUGACGCUGAUUUCAUUACAUCAGCAGACAAUCAGUGGGAAACCUGCCAAGCCACCAGCGAGCAGCAGAGAAGUCCCACAAUGCAUCAGUGCCCCAUGUGUUCAAAAUGUUUUCCUUCUGAGUCAAAGCUUCAAAGACACAUAAUGGUUCAUACUGGACAAAGGCCCUUCGGCUGUGAGAUAUGUGGAAAGAUGUUUCGUCAGAAAACACACUUACGGGUUCAUUAUCGCACUCAUACGUGGUCUAAGUAUCACAAACAGCGGUCGCUCUAUAUCAACCGGCCACCUUCGACUAUCAGCUGGUUUAACACAAAGACGGCAGCAGAUGUCCCAGUCCAGGGAAGGACAGCACAAAGAAAGGAUUAUCUGAACAACAGUCCUGUUGUCUCUGGGACACACCUGGAUCAGACCGCUCUAAGGAUGAAUGUCCAAACUAAAGACAACAGAGAACCAGAGAACAAACUGUUGUCACGCAUGUCAAAGAGAAAUGCAGUUGUGCACAUGAGAAAGGUUUCCAGAGUGAUUGUAAAAAGGACACAGACUGUUAAGUCAGAGCAAAAUCCAGGAAGCGUACCACACAAGUGCUUUCAGUGUCUGAAGUGUUUUCCGAGUGCCUCUAAAUUACAAAGACAUGAACUCGUACACACAGGUUUGAAACCAUUCCGUUGUCUUAUUUGUGGGAAAACAUUCAGACAAGCUCCACAUCUGAAAACACACGAAAGAACUCACUGUAACAGGAAGUCAUCCAAGUCCCUCAGUCAACAAGGAAACACCAGAAAACUGAAGAUUCAGCAGCAGCUUUACCCAAAGAUUACUGUUCAAGUCCCCGCACAGAAAACAUCAGUAAACACAGAGUCCACACUUUCACAUUGUGAAGUUGUCAGUAAUGUAGGGAAUCGACCACUCUGCACCGUGCGUGACGGAUCUGUUUCAGAAGUGAACAGUCUCUUAAAGACCAACUCUGAAAGUAAUGUGACUUGUGAAAAAAGGAAGCUUCACGUGUGCCGAAUAUGCUGUAAGAACUUUUCCUCACCGUACAAGCUGUCAAGACACUUGGUCACUCACUCUGGAAUAAGGCCAUACAGAUGCAUUUUGUGCAGCAAAACUUUCACGCAGAAGGGACAUCUAAAGAUUCAUGAGCACAGAUGCAGACGGAGUGACGGGGUGUCGGAUUGUAGUCAGGUUGAUGGGAUAAACACAAACUAUCUCCACGAUAAGUGCGUUGAAAACCCGACAGAUUGUACAGAUUUCAAUAUGGAUGCAACAGUGAAUGUGAGAGAAGCACAGGAUGCCUGUGUAAGUCAUUACACAUUUGCUGAUGAAGACUUGGCUCAUUGCUCAGACGCAAUAGACACUAAAUGGGUGGAGGUGCCAGAAGUAGGCCUGAAAAAAGAGAACAGUGAAUCAGAGCAAAAGCAGGGAGACAUUUGUUACCAGGCUACAGACAACUAUAGUCUUUCUUUUGCCUCAGAACUUGCCUUUGAAAUAAAUGAGUUUGUUCAAAAUCAAAACAUGGCAGCUCCACCUUUGUCUAAUCAGCAUGAAGGCAGCACACAUAACAUAGAAAUACCAUGUCAGCCUGCUGCAGACAGCAACAAGCCGCUCAGUGAUGGAUUUGUACGUCCUGUGGUUGAUAGCUACUGGUGUGAACCACUAACUGUGUUUGAAUGUCACAAAUGUGCUGUAAGUUUUACAAGCAAAAGAAAUCUUAAGCAACACGUUUGUUUAUCUAAUGUUCAGCUUAAAAUGUCAGCCCAGAGGAAUCAUUGUAACAUUUGCUUCAAAGAUUUUGUGUCUCCCUCUAAACUCAGAAGGCACUAUCUUGUGCACACAGGUCAGAGGCCAUUUAGGUGUGACAUCUGUGGCAAGACUUUCACACAGUCUGCACAUCUGAGAACACACCGACAGACUCACUGAUAGUGAAAAUGAUGCUGUGCAAUGUUUGUUUUUGGUGUAAAAUUGCUUGUUUGGCUAAUAAACAUUACACAUCAUUGAUGCCAUUUUCUAUGUGGUGGUCUGCUGAGGCCCAAGAGAGGACCUAACGGAUGUAUUGAGAAGGCUGGUUUAGUUUUUUCAGACUACACAGUGUGAGGACCACCGUCACCCAGAAGCUAAGAUUGCUCCACUGAACAUCACAGGAGGUCCUUGAUUUCUGUCCAGUUAUAUUGUUCCUCCUCUUUCUGCUUAGGUUGUGUAAUUUUACAGCUUCCUAAUUUUUGGUCAACUGUUGCAAAGCAAUUUCCUUGCAAGAUAAAUAAAGUUAUGCUGGUUCUAAA